AUGGCUGGUGUUUCGAGUCGAACUCGAAGUAAGAAGAUCUCAAUGGCGGGUGUUUCGAGUCGAACUCGAAGUAAGAAUGUUCCGCUGUUGGCUUGUCUUUCAUUUCAUGGCUCGUUGAAAUCUAAGCGUACAAAAUCUGAUAUGGGUUUCGCCUCUAAAAAAAGGAAGCCAAAUCAAGACUCUCUUCUGUUGCAUGAACAAGUUAAUGUCAUUUGCUUUGACACUGACAAAGGAGGGUUGGAAGGUUGCGAAAAUAACAGUUUUGAGGGUUUUGUUGGUGCUGAAAAUGGAGGGAUUGGUGACUUAGCUGAAAAAGAUGAAAUCUUUGAUGAUGAUAAGUGUGGUGAUGAAUCUGAAUCUGAUGAUGAUGAUGAUGAUGAUGAUGAUGAUGAUGAUGAUGAUGAAUGUGAUGAUGGUGAUGAUGAUGAAAGUGAGGAAAUUGAGACAAGUGAUGAAGAAUAUCAAGUUGAUGAGGUGAAUGAAGUUUCUGACAGUGAUGAUAGCAGUUCUUCUUAUGCUGAUGAUGAUGAUGAUAAUAGUGAGGAGAAAGAAGAGAAGACAAAGGGUUGUAAGAAGAAGGAGGAGAAGAAAAUGGGUUGGAAGAAGGAGGAAGAGAAGAACAUGGGUUGGGAGGAGGAGAAGAGAAUGAGUUGGGAGGAGGAGAAAAUGAGUUGGGUGGAGACGGAUGAAGAGGUGGUGUUGGAGGAGAAAAUGGGUUGGGAGGAAAAGGAGGAGGUUGUGGUGGAGGAGGAGGUUGUAGUGGAGGUGGAGGAGACGGUGGAGGAGACGAAAAUGGGUUGGAAGAAGAAUGAGGAGGAGACGAAAAUGGAUUGGAAGAAGAAUGAGGAGGAGAAAAACAUGUGUUGGGAGGAAGAGAAGGAGGAGGAGGAGGAGGUGGUGGAGGUGGAGGAGGAGGAGACCGAGGAGGGGGUGGUGGCGGAGGAGAAAGAGGAUUUGGAAAUGGUUUGGCAAGAAUGUGCCAAUGGGCUGGCAGAGAUGGUGAGAGAGGCCAACGGUCAAAAUAGUAAGAAUGAUAAUUGUUCAUGUUCUGUAAACAAUGAUGAAUUGGAGCAUGCAUAUGAAGGUAAUGUAAGAUCCUCAAAUGCCUUUAAGAAAAAGUGUUCUUUUGUUCCAAUGGAGGCUCCUUCUUCAAAAGAUGUGCAAAUGAAAGUGAGAAAUGUCUCUAAUGAUGAUGGUAAUGUUUAUGUUGGCAAAACCAAAUCCAAAGCCAAACAAAGUGUGGUUAUAGGUGAUUUUGUUGAAGAAAAAAUGCAAUCUUUUCGAGGUUCAGGUGUUGGGAACCAAACUGAUUCUUCUAUUCAAACACAAGAUAAACAGCAAAUGAUGGAGAUGAAGGGAAGGGAUUAUAAAGGUAGAGCUAACGCCGGUAGUGGCGAGAAGAAGGAAUCCAUGGAUAAAAACAGUUUGAAUCAAAGGGGAGAAGGCAGAGUUUUUAAGCCAAAGGAGUUGCGUUUAGUCGAACUCCUUGCUGAAUACUAUUGGGGAAACAAGAAUAAUAAAAUUCAGAAUCAUUCACCUGUGUUGGAGAUAAAAGAUGUUAUUCGUCAUGAUACACGCCCACCACCUGUUUGUAACGAGACAGCUCCAUUGAUAUGGAGCCUUAAAAAGGUGGAGAAAGUACAAAAGACCAAGAACGAGGAGGAGGAGGAAGUACUGUGGGAUCAAAUGGAUACAAGCCUCAGAGAACUUGAAGCUGAAUCCAUGAUCGGAAAUUUGGGGACCAAUGAAGCUACUCAGGAUAAAAUCGGAAGUCCAUUCUCUGACUGUGAACAUGACAUCUAUCUUGACGAAGAGAUUGGUGUAUAUUGCAGGCGGUGUGGUUGGGUUGUCACUGACAUUAAAGAUGUCUCACCACAAGUGGUUGAUAAAUUUCCAUAUGAAGGUUCGGGACAAAGGGCUUCGUUUGGUGAUGCAAAUGUCUCACACUUUCAUGACUCCCACUUCAAUGUUUCUGAUCGUAACUCCGAGACUAAUUUCUCUUGUGAUGAAAGAACAGUUUGGGACCUAAUUCCUGAUGUAAAACAGACCUUAUAUUCUCACCAACAAGAAGGUUUUGAGUUCAUUUGGAAUAAGUUAGUAGGAAACAUCGAGCUUCAAGGGUUAUUAAAGAACAUCAAUCUUCAAAGGGAGGGUGGUUGCAUUAUUUCACACGCUCCUGGUACUGGAAAGACAAAGCUAACAAUAAUGUUUCUCAAGGCUUAUUUAAAAGUUUUUCCGAAAUGCUUGCCGGUUGUUGUUGCUCCAGCGGGUUUGUUGCUUACUUGGGAAGACGAAUUCAAAAAAUGGGACAUAGGUGUUCCAUUUCACAAUUUGAACAAUCCUGAGUUAUCUGUUAAAGAGCAUGAUAAUGUUGUUAAUGCAACUAAUUGGUCUGAUACACGGCGGCAUAGUUUGGACGAGACGCGAAUGGCUAAACUGAUUUCGUGGUUCAAAGAAACGAGCAUUCUGGGAAUCAGUUACACCUUGUUCAAGGAUCUAGCCCACAGAGAAGGGGAAUGCAAAGAUAAGAAAAAGAAUAAGCACGUGACAGGAUGGGACUGGGAGUCCGAAGAUAAGAAAAAGAAUAAACAGAAGAGAAAAGAAAACAGUUAUAUGAGAAAGGCUUUGCUUGAAGCUCCUGGUUUGUUGGUUCUAGAUGAAGGACAUACGCCAAGAAAUGCAAGAAGUCGUGUUUGGAAGGUGUUGUCAAAAAUUCAAACAAAGAAGCGAAUUAUGCUUUCUGGAACUCCUUUCCAGAAUAAUUUCUUGGAACUGUACAACACUUUCAGCAUAGUGAAGCCUUCUUUUCCUAACACGAUACCGCCCAAGCUGAAAAAGUUUUGCCAGAAACCUAAGAAAGCAGCAAAAGCAGAAUGGAGUUGGGAACCGGUUACUGGAAACAGUACAACAGGAAAUCCUUCUGAUGAUAAGAUCAGACAUUUGAAGUUGCUAAUGGAUCCCUUUGUUCAUGUUUACAAAGGCGCGAUUCUUCAGCAAAAGCUUUUCGGGUUAAGAGAUUGUGUGCUUCGUUUGAAGCCGGCCAGUCUUCAGAAACAAAUUCUUGAGAGCAUUAAAAGUUCUCAGAACAUAUUGAACUUUGAGCAUAAGCUGAUACUGGCAUCAGUCCACCCGUCUCUAUUUCUCGAAUGCAAACUUUUAGAAGAAGAAGAAUCUGUUGUCGACAAGGAACAGCUUGAAAAACUUAGAUUGAAUCCAAAUAUCGGUGUCAAAACAAAAUUUUUGGUGGAGUUUGUUAAUCUUUGUGUUGCUGUUAAUGAAAAAGUUCUUGUGUUCAGCCAAUUCAUCCCCCCUUUACGCUUAAUUGUUGAGCAAUUAAACUCGAUCUUCAAUUGGGCCGAGGGGAAGGAAAUACUCUACAUGGAUGGCAAUAUUGAUCUGAAGGAAAAGCAGUCUUUAAUCCACAACUUCAACGAUGCAAACAGCGAAGCUAAGAUUCUACUUGCAUGUACGAAAGCUUGUUCCGAGGGAAUUAGCUUAGUUGGAGCGUCAAGGGUUGUGCUACUUGAUGUUGUAUGGAAUCCUUCUGUCGAGCGACAGGCUAUCAGUAGAGCAUAUAGGAUUGGACAAAAGAGAGUUGUGUACACGUACCAUCUGCUCACGCACGAGACUACCGAGUGCGUCAAAUAUUUCAAACAGGCCGAAAAGGACCGGUUGUCUGAACUAGUAUUUUCAGAUAAUGUCAAGGGCAAAAACCGUGCUGUGAACUUUGAAGAUGGUAUUCUUGAUCUAAUGCUUCAGCACGAAAAACUGAAAGACAUGUUUGUCGAGUGUGUGGUACAACCAAAGGAAAAAGAUUUGGUGGAGAGUUAUUAUUAUUGA
Vicia faba (fava bean) is the source of this 3840-nucleotide messenger RNA. The record is from the annotation of a GenBank genome assembly. Lineage: Eukaryota; Viridiplantae; Streptophyta; Magnoliopsida; Fabales; Fabaceae.